CAUGGUUAGGCUGUCGAUGAUGGCCCUCUGGCUGGGCUCCUUGGCUUUGACCUUGGCGAGCGUUAAUGCCAACAUUACCAACAUAUUUGCCCUGACCAACAAGAAAUAUCUCAGUGAAACCCUAGACGCCGAUCAUUAUUUGGCCUUUGCCCAGCUUAGAAGCCUGGCAGUGGAGUUCUUCGACCACUAUUCGAAUGUAACGCUGGCGGAUCUGCAUUUAAACGAGAGACUGCCCACGCUUCAGGAUCUUGAGUGCCUAGCGGACCUGGCUCUCCUUUCUAAGGAUCUGGCCUCCUCCAAGUACUGGGCAUUAAAGAUGAUCGACUCCUGGGGUCUGUUGCCCUCGGGCGUGCUCGUGGGAAACUGGUGGAACCUAGGGAAUUUCGACGAGUGCAUUGGCAUAGACCACGCGGUGACCUCGACUCACAGUGUCCAGGGCAAGUACUGCUUCACCAAGUUGGCCUUGGCCCCUGGAAUCUCCUCAAGGCUGGUCAUCAAGUCAGCGGUCUGCUUUCCCGCCUCCUGUUCCGCCGCUCACAUGGACACCAUGCUGCGAAGACUCUUCAAAUCGCUCCUCAGCGUGGAGAUAUCUACAGAUGUUCAACUGGUGGACGAGGCUACGUGUCAGACGGCGGAGGAGAAGGAAUACGAUGGACUCACCAUAUUCACCAUAGUCAUCCUGUCGAUAUUGGCUGCUCUUGUGGGUCUCUCCACGCUCUACGACUACUUUCUUUGUCGGGAUGAGAAAAGCCUUAAUCCCGUGGUCAAGGCCUUCUCGGCACGGGCCAAUUCGCGAGCUCUCUUCCGCCUGGUGGACAACAAGGCGAAUCCCAAUGUCAUCGACUGUCUCCAUGGCAUCCGCUGUCUUUCGUUCAUCUGGGUGGUUUACUGCCAUGACUACCUCAUCUUUGCCAUGUCACCGAACAUUAAUAUGGGCGUUGUUUUGACGUGGAUUGACUCCUUCUACAGUCUGUUUGUGAAACAUGGCGUCUAUGCCGUGGACACAUUCUUCUUCUUGAGUGGACUAUUACUCGUGGUGAUUGCUCUGCGUUCGAUGGACAAAACCAAGGGAAAACUGAACAUACCCAUGAUGUACCUACAUCGGUAUCUUCGACUCACUCCCCUCCUGGCCUUCGCCAUCCUCAUCUACAUGAAGAUUCUGCCAAUUAUGGGAAGCGGUCCCUUGCAUGGAUCGGUGAACUUUGAUGACUACACAUCGUGCGAAGAUACCUGGUGGAUGACCCUCUUGUAUGUGCAAAACGUGGCCACGAAUCGCCUGUGCAUUAGUCAUUCCUGGUACCUGGCCGUCGACAUGCAGCUGUACAUCUUCGCACCCUUCCUCCUGAUCGCUUUGUACCGAUGGGGCAAGAAGGCGGCCGCCGGCAUCUUCAUCCUCAUGAUGCUCUUGGCCUGCUGUCUCUUCAGCAUCAUGGUCAUCAACAAUCUAUCACUGGGAGCCCAAGGUGAUGAAGCGAUGAGGAAGCUCUACUAUGCCACAAACACCCGAGCGUCGCCCUAUCUCAUUGGCAUCCUAUUCGGGUACUUCCUGCACUUGAAUCGCGGCAAGGACUUCAAGUUAAGCAGGAUUACAGUGAUCUUUGGCUGGCUAAUUGGCCUGUCGCUGAUCGCCACCUGCCAGUUUGCGGUCUACGGUCAGAACACCCUGCCCAUUGUGGAGGAGGCCUUCUAUGUGACCCUCACCAGGAUUGCCUGGCCAUUGGGCCUCUGCUGGGUGGUCUUUGCCUGCAUGCACGGCUACGGAGGACUGGCUAAUAGCUUUCUCUCCUCACCCCUGUGGCAACCCAUGUCCAGGCUCUCCUACUCCGCCUAUAUAUUCCACAUGUUCAUCGAGGGCCUGAACGGGGGCAAUACGCAGACCAGCACCUACUUCAGUGACUACCAAGUGAUGCUUCGUUUCUGGUCAGACUUUGGCUUCACCAUGCUCUUCUCCUACCUCAUGUACAUACUGAUCGAGGCGCCUUUUGCCGGUCUGGAAGGUCUCCUGUUGCCCGCUAAGAGGCCAAGUUCUUCGAAGCUGGCGGUUCCUCAGCCGCAGGUUGCAGAGCUGAAGACAUCAGCCGACGAAUCUCCAGUGGAGGAACCUAAGGAAGCAUCCACCACGGUUGAAGAAAUUCCUGCACCUGGACCUGAAAAGAAUUCAGUUUAA
Molecule: messenger RNA, 2167 nt
Organism: Drosophila takahashii
Lineage: Eukaryota; Metazoa; Arthropoda; Insecta; Diptera; Drosophilidae
Product: nose resistant to fluoxetine protein 6
Molecular function (GO): acyltransferase activity, transferring groups other than amino-acyl groups
Source: RefSeq, a predicted model, not a curated record